Ficedula albicollis (Collared flycatcher) is the source of this 844-nucleotide messenger RNA. RefSeq names its product Na+/K+ transporting ATPase interacting 1 (gene NKAIN1). The record is from RefSeq and is a predicted model, not a curated record. The transcript has 7 exons. The coding region runs from base 134 to 757 and encodes 207 amino acids. Lineage: Eukaryota; Metazoa; Chordata; Aves; Passeriformes; Muscicapidae. Gene Ontology annotation, biological process: regulation of sodium ion transport.
CCCCGCUGAGCCGGCGGGGCUGGCCGCAGGCUGGAGAGCGGGACAUGGUGCUGGAGCCCCCCGUGACGCUCCCCGCGUGAGGAGCUGGAGCGAGGCCACGGCGAGGGAGCCCCGAGGAUCCGGCUGAGGAGCCAUGGGGAGAUGCAACGGGCGGUGCACGCUGGUGGGAUUCUGCUGCCUGCAGCUGGUCGCGGCGCUGGAGAGGCAGAUCUUUGAUUUCCUGGGAUACCAGUGGGCCCCCAUCCUGGCGAACUUCUUACACAUCAUGGCCGUGAUUUUGGGUAUUUUUGGGACGAUCCAGUACAGAUCCAGAUACCUCAUGAUGUACGCGGUGUGGUUGGUGCUGUGGGUCGGCUGGAACGCCUUCAUCAUCUGCUUCUACCUGGAGGUCGGGCGCUUGUCACAGGACCGAGACUUCAUCAUGACCUUCAACACCUCCCUGCACCGCUCGUGGUGGAUGGAGAACGGCCCGGGCUGCCUGGUGACGCCGGUGCUCAACUCCAAGCUGGCGCCCGAGGAUCACCACGUCAUCACGGUCAGCGGCUGCCUGCUGGACUACCAGUACAUCGAGGUGGUGAGCAGCGCCACGCAGAUCUUCCUGGCGCUCUUCGGCUUCGUCUACGCCUGCUACGUCAGCAAAGUGUUCCUGGAGGAGGAGGACAGCUUUGAUUUCAUCGGCGGCUUUGACUCCUACGGGUACCAGGCACCGCAGAAAACGUCGCACCUGCAGCUACAGCCGCUCUACACCUCGGGAUAACCGGAGCCAGCGGCGCCAGGACCCCGGCGGAGCCCCCCCCGCCCGAUGCCACCACGGCGAUGUCGCGUCCCGUCCCGUCCCGUCCCG